AUGAUUAGGAAUGGUCGGUUAAAUUCUCUACCCAAAAACUUUCGUAAGUUGUCGCCAUUUCUGGAUGAUGCGGGUUUCGUCAGGGUGGGCGGACGCUUGGCAAAUGCUAAAGUAGAUUAUAGUAUCAAACAUCCCCUUCUAUUACCUCGCAAUCAUCGUCUCACACAACUUAUAAUUGAAGAUUGUCACCAGAGAUUUAUGCACCCUGGUGCACAGACUCUCCUUAAUAUUCUCGCGCAAAGUUUUUGGAUUUUGUCGCCGAAGAGAGCGAUUCGUUCUGUGAUCGCUAAUUGUGUAAAUUGUUUUCGUGUUAAACCUCAACCAGCUCCAACUCCUCUUAUGGGAAAUCUGCCUACAUAUCGUGUUAAUCAGUUAAAACCCUUUUCGAACGUUGUGGUUGAUUACGGGGGUCCUUUUGAUAUUGCAUUAGGUCGGGGUCGUGGCGUAAAAACGUAUAAAGGUUACAUUUGUGUUUUUAUUUGUGCUGCCACAAAAGCUAUCCACAUCGAGUUGGCGUCGGAACUUUCUACUGAAGCCUUUUUAGCUGUGUUGAAGCGGUUUAUCGCGCGAAGAGGUCGUUGUAGCCAUAUUGUGUCGGAUCAGGGGAGAAAUUUCGUUGGGGCUAGCAAUUAUCUUGACUCGGUUAUGAAAAAGGUAACAGAAACUCAGGAAAUUAAAUUCUCGUUAAGCCCUCCUGGUAGUCCACACUUUAAUGGGUUAGCAGAAGCGGGUAUAAAAUCGGUGAAAACUCAUCUAGCUCGAGUUAUUGGUCUUCAAAGAUUAACCUUUGAAGAGUUCUAUACAGUUUUAACACAAAUAGAAUCUAUGUUGAAUUCUCGACCUCUAUCGCCUAUUAGCUGUGACGCUAAUGAUCUGUCGGUUUUGACACCAGGUCACUUUCUGACAUUAGAACCCUUGUCGUCCCUUCCAGAAGAGAAUAUUACUAAUCAAUCUAUUAGCGUUCUCCAACGAUGGAAGUUAGUUCAGAAAAUGCAUCAGGACUUUUGGCGCCGUUAUCAACGUGAAUAUAUUCAUACGCUUAAUCAAAGAGCUAAAUGGAACAAAAAUUACACUAAUAUAACUAUUGGCACAUUAGUACUAAUCAUAAAUGAACAAUCGAGUCCUUUAAAAUGGACUAUGGGUCGCAUUGUCGCUCUACACCCAGGAAUUGAUGGUGUUUGUAGGGUAGUGACAGUUAAAACUGCGACUUGUCAAUACAAACGACCAGUUGUUAAAAUUUGUCCUUUACCUAUGGCUAAUUAA
This is a messenger RNA of Achroia grisella, 1263 nucleotides long. RefSeq lists its product as uncharacterized. Gene Ontology annotation, molecular function: nucleic acid binding. The transcript has a single exon. The coding region runs from base 1 to 1263 and encodes 420 amino acids. Lineage: Eukaryota; Metazoa; Arthropoda; Insecta; Lepidoptera; Pyralidae. The record is from RefSeq and is a predicted model, not a curated record. Gene Ontology annotation, biological process: DNA integration.